AUGCUACUGGUAGGAGCCUACUGGUUUGACAGAGGGGAGGAGGAUCAUGCCGAUUUGUCCCUUCUGAAAGGAACUUUGCUGACAGACAGCCUCAGGCAGGCAUACGUCGAUGCAGAAGCGGCCGAGGCUUUGGAGGCGGGCUUUUGGGCGAGCGCGGCGCGCAGCUCCCGCAUCACGCGGCACCUGUUGCGUCAACAUGGCUGGAAAUGGGCUGGUGCGCCGUUCAAAGAUAUAAAGGACGCACAAGACUUUCGGCAAGACAUCCUGGAAGCCAUCCACAGCAGCAAGACGGCAUUAGAAAUGGACUUUUUCCUGGUUCGACGACUGCACAGCAUGGCUCGAUGUUUGGCGCAGUGCCGUGGUUUCCGUGAGCUGGCUUGGCUCCGGCUCCGCAUCGCACCCUUUGCGGAGCUUUCGGGCUUGGGGGCCAUGGCUGCCGGGAAAGAGGUGGCUGAAGUUGUUCAAGAAGUAUUGAAGGUGGUGACAGAUCUGCAGGACACAAGCUCUAAGAACAUGCCAUUGGAACUCCAGCUUGAUCAGCUCUCGCGGCAAGUGCAGAAUCAAGGUCUUUUGCUGCAACGCUUGACACGGAGCAAGCGCUUUGCCGGCGGUAUUGGAGGCUGCCAGCCUCGACUCGCGAGCGUCUCAGAGGAGGCGGUGCGCGCCGCCGCGCAGGGCGAGCAAGCGCCGGCGCCGGAGGCGCUGGAGGCGCCUGAGGCCCGGCCGCCGAUUCCCACGCUGCCCAUCACCACGUCAACGCGAGGGCGGCAGCUCCACCGCGAGGAGCACGGUGAUUUGUCCAUGCUCCACGCGCGGAGCUCGACCCCGGAAGAUCGACCCCUCCGAGAAAACACUGAGAGAUCCAUCAAGUCUGCGACGACCAUCUCCGACAAGUCAAUGGGACUCAUCACUCCGCGCUCAGAGGGUGAUGAAACGCCUCCGCCCAUGGUUUAUGGUCAUCGGCACCACCACAGAAACGGCGCGGUGGCGGUGAUGGCGAACCAGCUGGCCAACCUACUGCAGGCCCAGCAGCGCUUUAGUGCCACACUUCCGGACAUACCACGUCAGGAGGACUUCCACAGGCAGGACCUCAAAACAUCGAGCAAUGCACAGCUUGAUGCCAUUGGUUUUUGUUUGCUGAGAUGGUUUGAGUUUGAUGAGCACUUGUCACCAUUUGCACCACACAUCGCGGAUCCAAAUGCUUUGUCGAGGCAGCUUCUUUUGGCCUUGGAACGUGACUCGCGUCCAGGGUCAAACCGCUUCUUGGACUGGACUGGGAUGUGA
Durusdinium trenchii is the source of this 1284-nucleotide messenger RNA. Lineage: Eukaryota; Dinophyceae; Suessiales; Symbiodiniaceae. The record is from the annotation of a GenBank genome assembly.